Messenger RNA from Polyodon spathula (Mississippi paddlefish), 3857 nucleotides. Its product is annotated as exportin-2. The coding region runs from base 137 to 3052 and encodes 971 amino acids. The transcript is spliced from 25 exons. Gene Ontology annotation, biological process: protein import into nucleus; protein export from nucleus. NCBI's taxonomy places the organism in Eukaryota, Metazoa, Chordata, Actinopteri, Acipenseriformes, Polyodontidae. Gene Ontology annotation, molecular function: nuclear export signal receptor activity; small GTPase binding. The record is from RefSeq and is a predicted model, not a curated record. Gene Ontology annotation, cellular component: cytosol; nuclear envelope.
AAGAGAGCAUGCGUAGUGAAGGCGGCGCGCCGUUGGGGCUGGCUUUGAAAGGGAGAAGGGGGCUGAAUUGCAACGUUUGAUUACAAUACACGGGAAUUAUUUAAUCAGCAAUACGCCCAGUACAAGGUGUAUAAACAUGGAUUUGAAUGCUGCCAAUUUGCAGACCCUCACGGAAUACCUGAGGAAGACUCUGGACCCAGAUCCUGCAGUCAGACGACCAGCUGAGAAGUUCCUGGAGUCAGUGGAAGGCAAUCAGAAUUACCCCAUACUGCUUCUAACGCUGCUUGAGAAAUCACAGGACAAUGUCAUUAGAGUUUGUGCAGCAGUGAUGUUUAAAAACUACAUCAAAAGAAACUGGAGAAUAGUGGAAGAUGAACCAAACAAAAUCUGUGAUAUUGACAGGACGGCUAUUAAAGCUAACAUCGUAAAUUUGAUGCUUAGUAGCCCAGAGCAGAUUCAGAAACAGUUGAGUGACGCUAUUAGUAUUAUUGGUCGUGAAGAUUUCCCUCUGAAGUGGCCAGAUCUUCUUACCGAGAUGGUAAACCGAUUUCAGAGUGGAGAUUUUCACAUCAUUAAUGGAGUGCUGCGGACAGCACAUUCGCUCUUUAAAAGAUAUCGACAUGAAUUCAAAUCAAAUGAGUUAUGGACGGAAAUUAAACUUGUCCUGGAUACCUUUGCCCAGCCAUUGACGGAACUUUUCAAGGCAACUAUUGAGCUUUGCCAGACCCAUGCCAGUGAUGUAAAUGCUUUGAAGAUUCUCUUCUCCUCGUUGACUCUCAUUGCCAAACUCUUCUACAGCUUGAACUUUCAGGACCUGCCUGAAUUCUUUGAAGAUAACAUGGAAACAUGGAUGACAAACUUUCACAAUUUACUCACCCUCGAUAACAAACUGCUGCAGACUGAUGAUGAGGAGGAGGCGGGCCUGCUUGAGUUGCUGAAAUCCCAGAUCUGUGACAACGCUGCCCUGUACGCUCAGAAAUAUGACGAGGAGUUCCAGCCCUACCUGCCUCGCUUCGUCACGGAUAUCUGGAACCUGCUGGUCACCACGGGGCAGGAGGUCAAGUACGACCUGCUGGUGAGCAAUGCCAUCCAGUUCCUGGCUUCAGUCUGUGAGAGACCUCACUAUAAACACUUGUUUGAAGAUCAGAAUACACUGACCAGCAUCUGCGAGAAAGUCAUUGUACCCAACAUGGAGUUCAGAACUGCUGAUGAGGAGGCAUUUGAAGAUAAUUCCGAAGAGUACAUCAGACGAGAUCUGGAGGGUUCAGAUAUUGACACAAGACGUAGAGCAGCCUGUGAUCUUGUAAGGGGGCUCUGCAAGUUUUUCGAAGGUCCAGUGACUGCCAUUUUCUCCGGCUAUGUUAACUCCAUGUUGACGGAGUAUGCCAAGAGCCCAGGCACCAACUGGAAGCACAAAGAUGCAGCCAUCUACCUGGUCACCUCACUUGCCUCCAAAGCACAGACUCAGAAGCAUGGAAUCACACAAGCCAAUGAGCUGGUGAACCUCACAGAAUUCUUUGUUAGUCACAUACUGCCUGAUCUGAAGUCUGCAAAUGUGAAUGAGUUUCCUGUACUGAAAGCUGAUGCUAUCAAAUACGUCAUGAUUUUUAGGAGUCAGCUUCCCAAAGAACAGCUCCUUGUGGCGAUUCCUCUUCUAAUUGCCCUUCUCCAGGCAGAAAGCAUUGUGGCUCAUACGUACGCAGCACAUGCCCUGGAGAGAAUCUUCACAAUGAGGGGUCCAAACAACACCACACUAAUCACAGCUGCAGAAAUGGCCCCGUUCACAGAGCAGCUUCUGCUCCACCUAUUCAAAGCUCUGUCCAUGCCGGGCUCUUCUGAAAAUGAGUACAUCAUGAAAGCUAUUAUGAGAAGCUUCUCCCUCCUUCAGGAAUCCAUUGUUCCCUACAUCCCUACCCUCAUCAGCCAGCUAACACAGAAACUUCUCUUGGUCAGCAAGAACCCCAGCAAGCCGCACUUUAACCAUUACCUGUUUGAGUCUCUGUGCCUGUCUGUGAGAAUAACCUGCAAAGCCAACCCAGCAACUGUGAGCAGCUUUGAGGAGGCGCUGUUCCCCGUGUUCACAGAGAUCCUGCAGAAUGAUGUGCAGGAGUUUGUUCCCUAUGUCUUCCAAGUGAUGUCCCUGCUGUUGGAGAUGCACACCACCAGCAUCCCUCCUGCCUACAUGGCGCUCUUCCCUCACCUCCUGCAGCCUGUUCUGUGGGAGCGCACAGGCAACAUCCCCCCACUGGUCAGGCUGCUGCAGGCAUACCUACAGAAAGGGGGCACCACCAUUGCCACUACAGCUGCCGAUAAGAUUCCUGGCUUGCUGGGAGUGUUCCAGAAGCUGAUUGCAUCUAAAGCGAAUGACCACCAAGGCUUCUAUCUGCUCAACAGCAUCAUCGAACACAUGCCACCAGAGUCUGUCAACCAGUACAAGAAGCAGAUCUUCAUUCUGCUGUUCCAGAGACUGCAGAGUUCGAAAACCACCAAGUUCAUCAAAAGUUUCCUGGUGUUUAUAAAUCUCCACACUGUCAAAUAUGGAGCUAUAGCAACACAAGAAAUCUUUGACAGCAUACAGCCCAAGAUGUUUGGCAUGGUGCUGGAGAAGAUUGUUAUCCCAGAGGUACAGAAAGUAUCGGGGCCAGUUGAAAAGAAGAUCUGUGCAGUGGGGAUUACUAAAAUACUGACCGAAUGUCCUUCCAUGAUGGAUACAGAUUAUACUAAACUCUGGUCCCCCUUGCUGCAAGCUCUGAUUGGCUUCUUUGAGCUUCCUGAAGAUGACAGUAUCCCAGAUGAUGAGCACUUCAUUGAUAUUGAAGAUACUCCUGGUUACCAGACUGCCUUCUCCCAGCUGGCCUUCGCUGGGAAGAAAGAACACGACCCAUUCGGUGACUCUGUCAGCAAUCCCAAGAUCCUCCUGGCACAGUCGCUGCACAAACUGUCUACAGCAUGCCCAGGAAGGGUACCAUCCAUGCUGAGCACCAGCUUGAAUGCCGAAGCACUGCAGUAUCUACAAGGUUACCUCCAAGCUGCAGCCAUACAGCUGGUCUAAAAACAAGCCACUUGAGCCAUUGCAGGCAUGCUGUCGGACAAGAGCUGAUCUGGAGGAGACCCGGCUCCAUUUGUAGAUUGACAAAUACUAUUGCUGUCAUGGUAAACAUCUGCAUAUACUUUAAUAGAACCAUUAGCUGUUUCACCAGAUGCUGGUCUUGUCAGCAAGCAGUACAAGUUAAAUAAACUGAUGUUCAAUCUUUUAGAAUUUUAACUCCUAUACCAAAAAGACAUUCUUAAAAAAAAAAAAAAAAAAAAAAGAUUGAAUUGGCUAAGUUUAAAAGAAAUGGUCUACGAAGUUUACAAAUGUGACUCUGAUGUGGAGGUUUUGUGGAAUUGGUUUGAAGCAGCUUGUAUUGUGAAGUUGACAUUUUAAAAGAAUGCUGAUGUGCUAGUGUUCAAAAAGCUCAUUUUGAAUAUAUUUUAACAGUGAUCUCUUUGGAAAGGGAAUGUAAGAGUUCAGUCCUGGCUGUCACUGUGAAGGAGUUAAAGAUUGAAAUGGAUGUCCCAUUUAGCCACAGGCCAUGCUGUGUCAAUUUGCACGUUCCUUUUCUUGCAGCUCCAUUGCAGUCAGUCGCCAAUUCAUUUGUUUUGCAGUGCACUCAUGCUAGUUCGGGAGUCUUUGUUUUGCUUUUGGGUAAAGCACUGGUUGUAGAGCAGUAAUGUGUAUCUAACUUGAACUGGCUUAUUUCCAUGGCAAUGCUUCUAAACUUUCUAUGUUACUAUUUAUGUUGACUACAUUUUUUCAGGGUUUUUUUGCUGUUUUUGAUCCAAAUCUGAAUAAAUAAAAAUCAUUUGUGUAAAAA